Molecule: messenger RNA, 1165 nt
Organism: Aedes albopictus (Asian tiger mosquito)
Lineage: Eukaryota; Metazoa; Arthropoda; Insecta; Diptera; Culicidae
Product: probable rRNA-processing protein EBP2 homolog
Exons: 2
Coding region: 151-1110 (319 amino acids)
Biological process (GO): ribosomal large subunit biogenesis; rRNA processing
Cellular component (GO): nucleolus; preribosome, large subunit precursor; nuclear periphery
Source: RefSeq, a predicted model, not a curated record
GUUUGACAGCGAUGUCGUCGUCGUCGCGGCGGUGCGCACAUUUUCAAAACAAACGAGCUCCGAAGCACAUGUGUUUACGAUUGUUCCGCACCGGUGUUCCAGUUUCAUCGUGAAUAAUUCCUCGGUUUCCAGGGUAAAUUACCGCCAAUCAUGACGGAUUUCGACGUCCGCAGUGAGGAUUCCGAUUCCAGCUAUGUGUCGUACGACGAGGACGAUGAGCUACGGGAAGCCCUGGCAAAGGGACUGCUCAAGCCCGGUCUAAAUGUAAUUGCGAAGGAUCGAUCCGAACCGGCCAAUAACCCAGCCAAACUAAAAUCAGCACUGGAAUCGAUUAUCCUGAAAGCUCCCUGGGUGGAGCGGCUGGAUUUGGUGAACGACUUGGCCCCAAUCACACCGGAGCUGGCCAUCCAGAUCGAAAAGCACGAACAGAAACGCGAGAAUCAGUUCAAGGGAAACAAGAAGAUCCCGUACGUCGCACCGGAACAGGAUCCGGUGCUGAACGACUUCAAGCGGGAAAUUUUGUUUCACCGGCAGGCUCAGGCGGCCGUCGUCGAGGGCAUCAAGCGAUUGCACGACAUGAACGUUCAAACCAAGCGUCCGGAUGAUUACUUCGCUGAGAUGGCCAAAACGGACGAACACAUGCAGCGCAUCCGGAAGGUGCUGCUGGCCAAGCAGGAAGGUAUCGCCAAAUCGGAACGCGCCCGGCAGUUGCGGGAACAGCGUCGCAUCGGCAAGUUGAUCCAGCGGCAGACCACCGAGAAGCGGGACGAGGAACGGCGAAAGAUGUUGGACGACAUCAAGAAGUUCCGCAAGGGCAAACUGUCCAAUUUGGACUUCUUGGAUGAUGAUGAGGAGGGUGGCAAGAAGAAAAAGAAGGGAACGGUUCGGGGCGCAGGCGGAAAGAAGCAGGUCAAUCCGAAGAGGGCGGCCAAGAAUGCCAAGUUUGGAUUUGGAGGUAGGAAGAAGGGAUCGAAGCGGAACGAUAAGAAGUCGUUCAUGGGUGAUGGUCCCAAGAGGAAGGGAGGUGCUGGCGGCGGUGGUGGUGGUGCCGGUGGUAAGAAGCGGCUGGGUAAGAGUAGGCGAGCACAGACGAAGAAUAGGGGUAAGUGAGAAGAAUGAUUCAUAUUUUUGCGUAAAUACAUAUUUCUUUUGUCGGUAAGCUGAA